Molecule: messenger RNA, 401 nt
Organism: Heteronotia binoei (common prickly gecko)
Lineage: Eukaryota; Metazoa; Chordata; Lepidosauria; Squamata; Gekkonidae
Product: cocaine- and amphetamine-regulated transcript protein-like
Exons: 3
Coding region: 2-331 (109 amino acids)
Biological process (GO): positive regulation of MAPK cascade; G protein-coupled receptor signaling pathway; adult feeding behavior
Molecular function (GO): neuropeptide hormone activity
Source: RefSeq, a predicted model, not a curated record
CAUGGGCGGGUCCCCCGUGGGCUCAGUGGUCCUGCUCUUUCUACUGCUGUGGGCGGCUCAAGGAGGAUUCGGCACAGCUGUCCGGUCGUCCCGGGAGUUCUCUUCCAAGCAGUCGUACCGGGCGCACGAGAAGGAGCUGUUGGAAGAACUGCAGAAUGUGCUGGAGAAGCUGCAGCACAAAACAGCCUCCACGUGGGAAAAGAAGUUCAACCAAGUCCCCAAGUGCUCCUUCGGUGACCCCUGCGCCGUGAAGAAGGGGGCCCGGAUCGGCAAGCUGUGUGACUGCCCCCGCGGAUCCGCCUGCAACACUUUCCUCCUCAAGUGCUUGUGAAAAACCAGGGGCGGCGCUUAGCUGGUUGGAGACAUGUCUCGAUACACACGCCCCCUCCCCCAAGGAACGA